CGUGAAGUCGUUGUGGUUGAGGAUAAGCCACGGAAACUACGCCAAUCCACGCUCGUUGAUCGUUUCAACAUGUUGUCCAUUCCAACGUUACUUGCUUUCGUGGUGCUAUGUGCGGUCGGAAUUCCUGUUACAAGGUACUUCCUAGACCCCAAAGGGCUUCGAAAGUAUCCCUCCGCCGGACUCUCUGGCAUCACAUCAUUAUGGUCGAUGUGGCACAACCGGAAGAUGAAGCGGUUCAUGGCGAUUCAUGAAGCUCAUCAACGUCUCGGUCCUAUUGUCAGAGUUGAGCCAAACCACUUGUCCUUCAGCUCUCCAGAAGCAUUCUCCGACAUUUAUUCGCACAGCGCUACCGACAUUCUCAAGGAUGUCUUCUACGAUGCUAUUGCUGGCCCCUUUCGAAGCUCAGGAAACACGAGAUCUCGCGAAGAGCACACGCGGAAGCGGCGGACGAUUGCGAGUAGCUUCUCACCCAAGGGGGUCGCCGAGUAUGAGGGGUAUGUCAUCAAAGCAGUCCAGAGUCUUCUUGAUAGGUUGGAGAAAUUGCAGGCGCAAUGCGGUGACAACGGCUUCAAUGCGACGCCAUGGAUCCACAUGUUCACAUUCGAUGCUAUUGGCGACGUCGUCUUUGGGAACUCAUUCAACUUCCUCGAGAAUGGAAACGACACGUGCACCGCAGAGACGCCCGAAGGCAAGCAGUACCAGGUUGAAGCCAUUGCAUCCUUCCUUGGAGGAGUCAAGUUUGCCAACAAUGUCGGUUACCUCGGUACGGAUCUUGCCAAAUGGUUGAAAAAGAACAUUCUGUACUGCUCGUACGGUGCGAAGAUGGGCGCCAACUUCUCAAACAUGAGCAUCUAUCGCAUCCGCCGACGCGAAGAGAUUCCCGAGGAAACGGCUCCUCACGACAUCUGGUCGCGGGUCAUGGCUGCUAACCGCAAGCCCGGUGGCUAUGUGAUGCCUUUCGGUGAGCUUAUUGCAGAGUCCAACUCCCUGCUCAAUGCAGGCAACGAUACCAUUGGCAGCGCGCUCACGAGCUUGAUGUAUCACCUGGCCCGCAACCAAGCGGCCCAGAAAAAACUCCAGGAGGAAAUAAUCUCAGCGUUCCCCCCGGGUGUUCAGGUCUGCAGCAAUGAUGCUGUAAAAGAUAUCCAAUACCUCCGCAACUGUAUCGAUGAAGCACUCCGAGAACGUCCUCCCGUCGGCAUUGGCCUGCCUCGGAUCACACCUCCCCAGGGCUGCGUGAUCGCCGGCCAGAAGAUUCCGGGCAACACCACCGUGUCGGUUCCGACUUGGUCGGUGCACCAUGACCCUGACCUGUUCCCUGACCCGUUCGAGUUCAAGCCUGAACGCUGGACUGAUGAGAAGCAAUUGCCCGCUCUGAAGAAAUUCAGUCUCCCGUUCAGCACUGGAGGCCGAGCCUGCGUAGGUCGAAAUCUCGCCUACAUGGAACUUCAGAUCGCCGUUGCGUCGAUAUUCAACCAGUUCCAUGUCGAGCUGGUAGACCCAAACGCAGAGCUGGAUACCCUCGAAUGGUUCAAUAGCAGUCCAGGAGAGCUGUGGGUCAAGGUCACGCCGCGGCUGUCCAUAGCUCUAUGA
This is a messenger RNA of Exophiala oligosperma, 1593 nucleotides long. RefSeq lists its product as uncharacterized. The coding region runs from base 70 to 1593 and encodes 507 amino acids. The transcript is spliced from 5 exons. NCBI's taxonomy places the organism in Eukaryota, Fungi, Ascomycota, Eurotiomycetes, Chaetothyriales, Herpotrichiellaceae. The record is from RefSeq and is a predicted model, not a curated record. Gene Ontology annotation, molecular function: oxidoreductase activity, acting on paired donors, with incorporation or reduction of molecular oxygen; monooxygenase activity; heme binding.